CUGAGUUUGUUAGUCGUUUUCCCAAUAUUUCGCUUUUUACGCACAAGACACUUUUUUCCUUGGCUUUCAAAUUGACACUACACAUUAAGCUUCGAAACUGUUAAAAAUAAGAUUCCAAAAAAUCUAAAAAAAAGAUAUAAAUCAAAUGAAAUAAAUUUGUUGUACUGAUACACAUUGCAUACCGUUAUUACCGUUAUUACUCUACUAUAACUUUUAAGGUCAAACUGCACUGCAGACGAAGAUUCGUCUAUAUUAUUCGCAAUAAGCUACAAUGAUUGUCAGUUAGAUGAUAUUACAUGAAAUAUAAAUCUCGAAUUCCCCUUUGGCUUGGCGGAAAAAGAAAAAAGGGAAGCUCCCACAAUGACAACUACCAGUAUGUGCCGAAGGAUGUCCUCGGCAGCGGCAUCGUUGCCUCUGGAGGCGAAGGAAGCAGGAAUGACCACAGCGGCCUCAACCACCAGGUGUUUAGAAUACUCAUCUCCGGCUACAUCGGUUAUUUGUGAGGAAGUAUUUGACGAAGCCUGUUUUCCAUCACAAGAGGAAAUCAAUGACUAUGCAACUCUUAUUGGAAUCGAGCCUCAAGGAGAACAGCAUUUGCUUUAUCUGGCCAAGGAAGGCCUAAUGGCCGCCUUGCCUUCAGACUGGAAAAUAUGCUACUCGGAGGAGAAGAAUGGUCACUACUAUCAUAAUACGCGCACAAAGGAGUCACAGUGGGAUCAUCCACUCGAUGCCAUAUAUCGCGGUCUGGUCGAGCAGACGCGUCAGAAAUUAGCAGCCGAGGGAGGAGCAAUGCCGCCUUGCAUUGACAACUCUGACGAUCUGUCACUAUUGGAUUCCGGCAUACGCAGCAUGCAGGGUAUCGACGAGAUUCCGUCUCCGUCUCCCCUGCCAUCGCCCCUGGGCAAUCUGAGCAAACAGCUAUCCCUGACCAAACUGGUUCCAGCCGCAUCCAAUGCGUCGACGCCUCGUAAGCUUGGAAGCGUCUCAAGUCGGUUCCUAGACCUGGCAAAGUCUAGGGUCCAAGGCGGCGCGGUAUUUAAAAAGACAACAGAGUCAUCGUCAUUGAGCAAGAAACUCGAAUACUUCGAGAGCAACGCCGAGUCCCUGGGAAAGGUACGUAAGGGAUUCGGCCCAGUGUCGUAUCAAAAAACUGCUGCUGCUGCUGGUCGACCAUUUGAUUUCGAUGGAGAUGCCGCUACAGCACCAGCAAGUGUUAAGGGUAUUCUCCGAGACUCUAGCAUAACCGACAUUAGCCGACGACUAGAGGGUCGUGAUGACCCAAUAUCUGAUAUUUCGGAGGAUAAGAAGAGCGUACGCUUCAAUCUACAGGAGAUUUCACAGGCACAACAGAACGCUUCGGAUUCGCCAGACGAGGAGGACAAUGUUGACCUGGAUGUCGUGGUGGUGAAGGACCAAGAUGAGGAGGAGGAGAAUGAAGGCAAUGAUUGGAAUGAAAAUGGUACCGAUUCGCCUGUUAUGCCAUACAGCUUAAAUCCCUUUUUGUGCGACUCUAUAUUAAGGAGCUCGAAGGACUUCCCUUUGGGUGAAGCAGCGAAGGCCAAAGGCGUCGGAUCUACUCUUUAUCACGAUGACACCGACUCUGACUCUAAGGGCAGCUCUGUCCGCAGCUUCAUUAUAAAUAAGUCGGAACAGGGCUCGCUUCAGUUGCCAGAGAAUAAAACUUUUGAUCUGGACGAGCUGGGCCGGAAGCACAGCUACGAAUUGGAGCAGUUGCAGCUAAAGUCCACACAGGACUCGGCUAGUGUGGCGGUCUGCGACAUCCCUCAAAAGUACGGAGAUCACAGUCUGAGUGAUGCCCAGGUACAAAAGGAUCUAGAGACCAUCAAGCGUGAGCACGAGGCGAAGCUCAAGGGACUGAGGCACGAGUACGACCUUCGGCUGACGUCCCACCAGCAUCAGCUGGAGGAAUCAUUUGAGCUGCAGCUUGAGGAGUAUCGCGAGCACUUGGAAAGCGAACUGCUGGACAAACGCGCCGUCGUUGUAACCGAACACAAGAGUCGCAUGGCCACGCUGCAGAGUAACCACGAUGAGAUCCUUCGUGAGCUGGAGCGGGAUCUGCACAGCGAGGAGGAGAUUGUACGCCGGGAACAUGCCGCCAGACUUGCUCAACUGCAGGCCAAGCUAAGCCGGGAGCUGGACAUGGAGAAGCAACGGUUCCGAGACAAGGGCGAGGACAGACUUUACGAAAAGGUGCGGUGCGAGAAGCGCUUGCUCGAGGACAAGUAUCGGUGCCUCAAAGAGAAAUAUGUACGCCUCAAAACAGACGUCAAGCUAUCCUUGGAGCGACGCAACCGGCGACGUGAGGCGCAGCAGGCCAUCUCACAGCACAACACCAAAUCCACCACUGGAUCCGAAACGGAGCGCUCGAUCUCGUUCAAACCUUCCAUUGGCAACAGUGACAAUCGUUCGCUCAGCUACUCGGAGCAUGCCGUGGCUGGCGAGGCCAAGGUGAAGCCACCUGUUCCGCCAAAAGGUCAACUUGCCAAGCCGAACAUUGCCACCAAGUACAUAAAGCAAUUGCAGCAGCAGAGGCACGAUGACAACACCUCAAUCAGUCAAUCGGACACGACGAUUUCAAACACUUUCAAUAACGGUGGCUAUCAUCGGCCAACUCUCAAGUCUGCCAGUGGUGGAGGAGGUGGCGGGCUUUUGGCCAUAACGCUGCUAAGCGACAAUGGCAACUCAACUGGUGAGGAACCGACGCCACAGUCCUCUAAUCAGGAGAACAACAACAACAGCAACAGGAUCAAGGGAACGGCAGCCACAGCCACGGCUGGACUAAGGAACGUCGUUUUCUCGCGCACCAAAUCGGCGUCAACAUCGCGUUUAAAUUCGGACACAAGCUAUAACAAGGUGGAGCGACCAUGCACUCCGGUGGAAAAUUUGCGACAUCAGCUUCAGAAGCUCGAAGACCUGGAGGAUCAGUUUCCGGAGCACACGCUGGAUGCCACCGCCACCUAUCACUUGCGCUACCCAUUCACUGAUAUCUCCAUCGAACACGAUGUAAUGGGUGUCGGGUCGUCGGAGCUGGAGUUCUUCAAGCAUCGAAUACACCUGGAACGGGACUCAGUUCGCCGGGCUAAGGAAUCAUUGCGGACUCAGCGCACAAACUUCAGGCUGCGGCAGCGUGAGAUGAGGCAGCGACACAAGGCCACCACCACGACGGUGACACCAAAGCACUCGCUCGGCCAGCUCAUACAGGAUGAAAAGGAACUAACGGAAAUGGAAGUGAAUCUGCACCGCACUCGUUCCCUGCUGGGUGAGAAGGUGAUACGAUUACGGCAUUUGGAACAGAGCCUAUUGCGCAUAUACGAAAAGGAAUCGAAUCCGGAGGCUAAGGACGACUCGGCAACGCUUAGCGAUCUGUCGUCUCACUCAAGCUCUGGCUUCAGCAGCACCGACUUCGCCAGCGCCGGUGGAGACUUGCACAAGCGCAAGGAGUACUACUUUCAGCAGGAAUCAAACGAAUGCAUACAAAAUCUGGAAAUUCUGAAUGCGGAAAUCCGUGAAAUCUUGGAUAUAUUUGGCCAGAAACAACAGCAACAUCACAGUCUACAGUUUCAGCAGUCUGUCGCAGCUCUACCAAUGGUAUCGCCGCCAAUCGUAACCGAUCUUAAUUGGACACACAUGCUCAACAAGCAGCAACAUCAGCAGCAGCAGCACUCAUCGGUGAUAGCCUCUGUGGAGCAGCAGCUCCAGGCAAACAGCAGUUCCAUUCAAAACUGUCAAAUUGCUGUGGAUGAUAUGGCAGGAGGAUUGGCGUUGACACACUCCCAUGUACCCCACUCAAUUCCGACACUGGCGGACCGUUUGGAGACCUAUCGUCAGCUGGCUGCCGGGCGCAUGCAGAGUUCAAUGGGCGGGGCGAUUCUAACCGCCAACACCAUCGUAUCGCAGAAUCCACGUGCCGUGAACUACACAACCUCUUUGGUGGAGCGUACCCGGGACUUGCGCAACUGGCUCCGGCAGGCCAAGAACGAACAUGAUUUACUAGUGGGCGGAAUGGGUGGAAUGCCGGCUGGCCAAUUAUCAGUUGGAGGUGCUACCAUAAGUAGCUCUGCCAGCACAUCAGCUAUCAACACUGUGGCUGGAGGAGCUGGUGGUGGUGGCUGCUCCUCAGACGAAAAGAAACAUAUUUAAAUAUUGUAAUUUACAUAAAUGAUACAUAUAUGUAGUUACUAAUUGGGUGUUCUUUUGUUUGUCUAACGAAAUGUAUUAAAAACUAGAAAAAAUUAUAUAUAGUAAUUGUAUUCUCGUAUUAGCCUAUUACACCGCACUGAUUACAGGCCUUGACUGUCGUGAUUAAAAGUGAAAUAGUUUUCCAGUCCUGUCGUAAUAUAAUUUCCAGGAUACUUUUGUCAUAUCUUUGAAAUUCGAAAUGAUUCUUCAAAACUCAUUGACUGCGUUAAGCCUUUUCCGCGUGGUUCCUAUUUCUGAUUU
Messenger RNA from Drosophila serrata, 4461 nucleotides. It is a transcript of the gene Cep164, whose product is annotated as centrosomal protein 164. The record is from RefSeq and is a predicted model, not a curated record. Gene Ontology annotation, molecular function: protein binding. NCBI's taxonomy places the organism in Eukaryota, Metazoa, Arthropoda, Insecta, Diptera, Drosophilidae.